Molecule: messenger RNA, 453 nt
Organism: Sorex araneus (European shrew)
Lineage: Eukaryota; Metazoa; Chordata; Mammalia; Eulipotyphla; Soricidae
Product: phospholipase A2-like
Exons: 4
Coding region: 1-453 (150 amino acids)
Biological process (GO): positive regulation of fibroblast proliferation; phospholipid metabolic process; arachidonate secretion
Molecular function (GO): signaling receptor binding; calcium ion binding; phospholipid binding
Source: RefSeq, a predicted model, not a curated record
AUGAAGCUGCUCGUGCUGGCUGCCUGGCUCUCAGUGGCCACUACAGUGGACGGUCUCAGCACUCUCAACGCGCAAAGUAUUCCACAGUUCGGCAAAAUGAUCUCGUGCCUGAUCCCUAGCAUGAGUCCUUUGAAAUUUAACAAGUACGGCUGCUACUGUGGCAUAGGUGGAUACGGCACCCCCGUGGACGAACUGGACAGAUGCUGCCUGACACACGACAACUGCUAUGGCCAAGCUGCAAAGUUGGGACACUGCAGCUCUCUCCUGGACCACCCCUACUUUAAGUGGUACUCCUACUCCUGCACCAAGUCCAAGGUCGUCUGCAGUAGCAAGAACAACCCUUGCGAGGAUUUCCUCUGCCAUUGUGACCUUGCUGCCGCCAUCUGCUUUUCCAAGGUCCCGUACAACGAGGAGUACAAGAACCUGGACAGAAAUAAGUACUGUAAGCCAUGA